AUGGGUGUCAACUACUUGGAAUUACCGUAUGACGCGUUGGUUAAAAUUACAGAUGAUUUGAGUCAAAAGGAUCUUUUAAAAUUAAGAAUAUUGAAUCAUAAAUCUAAAAAAAUUAUAGAAGCUUUACCUGUAUGGCAAGAUUUCAUUGAACAAAAAUGGUUGAAAUAUGAUGAUCAAGAUAUUGGAAUGGAUGUUACAAGAAAUUUCAAAUAUUUUAUUAAUAGAUCUAUGAAAGAUAAUUAUACAACUAAAAAAUUAAAACAAAUCCAAUCUGGUAAUUUAACUUAUAAAGAAAUUUUUGAAACUGUUUGGUCUCUAAGUGAUAAUUUUGGUGUUGAAUUAACACCUAUUUUAAACAAAUUAAUCAAGACUUUAGAUAGAGCUAAAAAUGUUUGUGCUGUUUCAUAUGCUAGAACUAUUUUACAAACUACUAGACAUAAAAUGGCUUAUAGAUUAUUAGAUAUAACUGCAAUGCAAAAACCAAUGGCUCCAAUAAGUAAAGUUUUGGGCCCAGUGGAAAAUUUUUAUUUUAUAAUUAGUCAUUUAGAUCCAUCAUUUGAUAAUUUAUUACCAUAUAGAUCUAAAGUAAUAAAUCAAAUUAUUGAUGAAUUAAAAUAUGAUAAAAAUUUUAUUAAAGAAUCACCAACUAUACAAAUAAUAUGGAUAAAUAAAGUUUUUUUAAAAAUUAUUGAACAAAAUGGUGGGAAACCAAAAUUUUCACCAAUUACUUCUGAAGAUGGUUCAAUUAUGAGAGUUUAUUGUGGUGAAACUUUAGGUUUACCAUUAAUGAGAUUAGCAAUCAUUCAAAAAAUUGCAUUUGAAUUAAAUAUUCAUUGUGAAAUUUUACAAUGUCCAAUGGAUUUUGAUCCAAAAAAUAUAUCAACUGGUGUUUUAAGAGUUUUCGAUACAAAUUAUCCAUUAAAUGUAUCAUAUAUUUCAUUACAUCCAGAUUUUAGAGGUAAAAAAAAUUUAGAAUUAAUAGUACAAACAUCUUAUAAAUUAAGUGAAGAAUUAUUUAAAAGAAAAUUAGUUGGUCGUCAAACUUCAGCAGCUAGAUUUUUAAAAGAAUUUGCAAAUAAAAUGCUUGUUGCUGCAUUUUUAUCAGAUAUGGUUGAAGUUAAAUCAAGAUGGGAUAGAAAUGAUUUAUCUCAAGAACCUUCCAAGAUUUUCCCCGUUUCAAAAGAAUGUUUACCACAUAAUAAUAUUAUACUUGCAUCUGGUUAUUUUGUCUUGAUUCAAUCACAUUCCAAAAUGUCAAUGAAAAAACCAGGUCAAAAUGUUUUAAAAUAUUUAAAAAAUUGUGAUAAUCAUUCAAAUUUUGUACCAAUUAUCUUAAAAAUGUAUCCAUGGGAUCUUGGUGUUUUAAAUCCAAAAUAUAUUUCUAGAGCUAUCCCAAUUGAAGAUUUGAAAAAUCAUACAAUUAAAGAAUUUUUCGAUUUGAAAACUUCAUUAGAAUUAGUCCCAGAUGAUAUAAAUAAAAGAAUUGAAAGAAUUCAAAAAGGUGCUAAACGUUCAGUUUUUUUACCAAAUUUUUUCCCUGGUCAAAUUAUCGAAAUGGAAGGAUUAUAUUAUAUUGUUAAUGGUUAUAUUAAAGGUACAGCAGAUUCACCAGAUCAAUAUUCUAUGAUUGAUGUUCGUAGAGGUAUGGUUGGUAUUGGAUAUGAAACACCAGAUUUUAAAUCAGUUGAUCCACGUCAUAUUGAUAUUGAAUUUAUUGUUAAACAAAAUUUAAUUGGUGCAUAUUUUGAAAAAUAUGAUGAAAAAAUUCAAAGAUUUAUUCCUGGUAAAGCUAUAAGACAAGUUUAUCCAGGUUUAGAAAAAUUAAAAGGUAUUGAAUCUUAUAGUGAAAAUACUGCAAGAGGUAAAUCAAUGAUUGAACAUCCAGAAUUAGAACCUUUAAUUUUUGAUCAAAUACCUGUUCUGGCUUUACAUGAACCACAAUUAGUUGAUCAAUUGAAAAAAGCAAGUGGUAAUACUACUAAUGGUAAUGGUGGAUCUGAUUCAACAAUCAAUUCAGUUAAAACUUCAAUUGGUAAAUUUGAUGCGAAGAAAUUUAUUAUGGGUACACCAGAAGAUUUUAGGAAACAUGUUGAAAAAAUUGUUGAAGAAAAAUUUGAAGAAGCAAUUGCAAAUGAUUGUGAUAUUGAAACUAUAUUAAGUAGAGAUAUAAAUGAAAUGUUGAAUAGUAAUGGUAUAUCAGAUUUAAUGAAUGCAGUGGGGUUAGAUGAAGGUGAUAUUGGUAAAUUAAUGAAUAUACCAACUGAAAAAUUUAGUGAAAUUGCUGCUCAACAAAGUAUGAUGGCUAAAACAAUUAUGGAUCAAAAUGAACAAAAGGUUAAUAAUAAAUCUAAAACAACUAAUGGUAAUACACAACAACCAAAACAACAAAAUAAUUCAAAUUCAAAACCUAAAGUUAAUAGUAAUGGUAAUAAAGUUGAUGAAGAUGGACAUACAAUUCCAAAAGAUUUAGGUAAAAUGAAAUCUGCACAAAAAUUUGGAUUACCAGGUUUUAUGUUUGGACCAUUCCGUCCAGAUGGUUCAUUAGUUACAUCAGAUGAUGAAGAAGGUUUAAAUAAUGAAGAUCCACAUGCACAUUGUAAUCAUCAUUUUGUUGAACAAGAUUUUGAAAGUGAAGAUGAAGAAGAAGAUAGUGAUGAUGAAUUAAUUGAUCCAAAUGAUCCAAGAUUUCAAAUGGUUGCAGCUGCUUUCAAAGAACUUCAAAAUGCAAGUGCAAGAGGUCCUGCUGAAUUUACAUCAACUUUAAAUGCAUUAUUUGGUGAUGGACCAAAUAAUAGAUCAAAUAAUAGAUCAUCAAAUAAUUCAAGACCAUCAAGUACUAGUACUGGUGUUUCAAAUAGUUCAAGAAGUUCAAUUCAAAGUUCAAAUGUAUCAUCAAAUACUUCAAGAAGUUCUAAUCAAUCACAAAGAAAUGGUACAACUCGUCAACAACAACAACAACAACAACAACAACCAAACACUACAAAGAAUAACGAUCCUGUUCUGACUAAAGAAAUGAAUGAAAGUCUAUUCGACGUUGAAUAG
Molecule: messenger RNA, 3042 nt
Organism: Hansenula ciferrii
Lineage: Eukaryota; Fungi; Ascomycota; Saccharomycetes; Phaffomycetales; Wickerhamomycetaceae
Product: Mitochondrial distribution and morphology protein 30
Exons: 1
Coding region: 1-3042 (1013 amino acids)
Molecular function (GO): protein binding
Source: RefSeq, a predicted model, not a curated record